AAAUACAAAAUGCAAAAACUGAUGCUCCUUCCUAUAAACUGACUCUACAAUUUACUCAUUUCUUUAUCUAUAUAUAUAAUAUGUCAAACACAUAACAAAACAUCCACAAUUUCUAGUGAGAGAGCAGAGAAAUGAAAUCCCUAAUUCUGAAAAAAAAAACUAGGGAUUUUUAAUCACUCUGUUGCUAGCUUCAACAAUUGAAAUCAACAUAAGAUCCUACUGAUUAUUACUGUUAGUAUGAUUGUUAAGCUGCUCUGUUUUUAUUGAAUUUUUUUAGGUCAGUAGAAGAACAAAAUUGAAAAAAAAAAAUAUAGAAAGAAACUGGGUAAAUUAAGAGAUUGUUUGUUGCGGUGGUUUUGUUCAGAUUGGGUGCUGCAUUUGUGUCGUUUUGACAGCGGUUACUCUAACAAAAUGGACAAUAUGGACAUCGAUUCACCCCCUGAAGAACACACUGCUGUUAUUUCUACUGCUACCUCUCUCAAGCCUCGUGAUCGUGUUUUACGGAGGCUAGUUCAGCUUGGUGUUGGUAAGGAGUAUUUACAGAAGCGGUAUGCUGGUAUAGUAGAUUUUCUCAUGAAUAAUUCACCCACUCGGACACACGAGUUGGUUAUUGCGGUUUUACCGCAUGACGACGAAGUGGCCGAGGUUAUGAAGGAGAAUGAGCUAGGUGGAUCGAAGAAAGCGUCAUCUUCGUCGCAGAGUCCGACUAUGAAGCAGUAUUACAGGGAAUGUAUGGUUUGGCUACAGUGGAUGAUGUUUUUGGGUGAGCCUUCUCUUGCUUUGAAAAAGCUUUCGAAAAUGAGUGCUGAACGGGGUGUUUGUGGCGCUGUUUGGGGGAAUAAUGAUAUAGCGUAUAGAUGUCGGACGUGUGAACAUGACCCUACGUGUGCUAUUUGUGUUACUUGUUUUCAGAAUGGGAACCAUGCUGACCAUGAUUAUUCUAUUAUUUAUACUGGCGGUGGAUGUUGCGAUUGCGGGGAUGUUACGGCAUGGAAACGGGAGGGCUUUUGCACGAAACAUAAAGGUGCUGAACAGAUACAGCCCCUUCCGGAGGAGUAUUCCAAUUCGGUUGGGCCUGUUCUUGAUGCUUUAUUUGUGUGUUGGAAAGUAAAGCUUGCAUCUGCAGAAAUUAUCCGCCGUGAUAAUCCUAGAGCAAGUGAUCGUGCGGUAUUGCGAAAAAAGGCCGCAAAUGAGCUGACAUUUGUCGUUGUUGAGAUGCUGCUUGAGUUCUGCAAGCACAGUGAAAGUUUGCUUAGUUUUGUUUCUAAGAAGGUGAUCUCUGUAAUUGGUCUACUAGAGAUUCUUGUGAGGGCAGAGAGGUUCUUGAGUGAAGGUGUUUCAAAGAAACUUAAUGAGAUACUUCUGAAGUUAUUGGGAGAACCAAUCUUCAAGUACGAGUUUGGAAAAGUAUUUUUGAGUUAUUACCCUUUUGUUGUACAUGAAGCAAUUAAAGAAGGCACUGAUUCUGUCAAAAAGUAUCCACUGCUAUCUACAUUCUCCGUGCAGAUCCUCACUGUUCCCACUUUAACCCCACGACUAGUGAAGGAGAUGAACCUACUUUCCAUGCUAUUAGGAUGUAUGAGAGAUUUAUUCGUUCAUUGUGCUGGGGAAGAUGGAAGUUUACAGGUUACCAAGUGGGGUAGUUUGUAUGAGACAACUAUGCGUGUUGUUGAAGAUAUUCGAUUUGUUAUGAGCCAUGCUGUUAUGCUCAAUUAUGUAACACGUGAACAACGGGAAAUUUUGAAAACUUGGAUGAGACUUCUGUCUUAUUUACAAGGAGCAAGUCCCCUAAAGAGAGAGAAGGGUAUCCACAUUGAGGAGGACAAUGAGAAUAUAAAUUUUCUUUUUGUUUUAGAUCAUUCUGUUGCAAAUAUUCAUUCUCUUUUGGUAGGUGGAGCAUUUUCUACUGGUGAAGAAACUGGUGAUGAAUUUUGUUUGGGUGCAAGUAAACAGGAUGUGAACGAGGAAGAUAGCAUGAGACAUGCAAAAGUAGGACGCCUAUCUCAGGAAAGCUCAGUAUCUGGUGUCCCAGGGAGGAGCAAUUCAGCUACUUCUCCAAUGCAGGUUGCUGAAGUUACAUCAGAUUCCUGUCAACCUUUGGUUCCUUUAUCUGUUACAUGGUUAAUAUAUGAGUGCUUGAGGGCCAUUGACCGUUGGAUAGGCGCUAAUCAUAUAACUGGGGGUCUAUCAUCUGCGGAUACCAGCACUUCGAGUAGCAGCAUUUUAGCUUUGAAGAGAACCUUCCUUAACUUCAGGAAAGGUAAAUCUAUUUUCAGUGGAUUCACCAGUUCAGAGGAAGGCCAAAAUAGGCAGCUUUCUCCAUCUACAGAUAGUAAUUUAUGCAUGAGUACAGAUGUAGAAAUUACUGAUAGUGUACAGGAUUACAAAAGAUUGGUCUCUGGUAAGAUGGAUAAUGAUAAAUCUGAUGAGUGCUUGACUGAAGGAAACAGUUCCACAGAAUCAGAGAUGUUACGCAUUUUGGGUUCAUCUGAUUGGCCAAAUAUAGUUUAUGAUGUUAGUUCAGAGGACGUGUCUGUUCACAUUCCUUUACACAGGUUACUUUCAUCGCUUUUACAAAAAGCAUUAAAAAGGUGUUACAGUGAAUCUGAAGUGCUCUGUACAACUGAUGCUACCACAUUUACUUCAUUAUCUUCAACCUAUGAUGAUUUCUUUGGAAGUCUACUUGGUGGUUGUCACCCUUGUGGGUUUUCUGCAUUUAUUAUGGAGCAUCCUUUACGUAAUAGAGUGUUUUGUGCUGAGGUUCAUGCUGGAAUGUGGAGGAAGAAUGGUGAUGUUGCCAUUUUGUCUUUGGAAUGGUACCGUUCAGUACGAUGGUCUGAACAGGGUUUGGAACUGGAUCUUUUUCUUCUGCAAUGCUGUGCUGCAUUGGCUCCAGCUGAUCUUUAUGUCAACAGAAUUCUGGAACGCUUUGGGCUAGCAGAUUACCUCUCUUUGAACACUGAGAAAUCCAGCGAUUAUGAAGCAGUUUUGUUAGAGGAAAUGCUUACUCUUAUUAUUCAAAUUAUCCAAGAAAGGCGAUUUUCUGGGUCAACUGCUGAUGAAAACUUGAAAAGAGAGUUAAUUCAUAAGUUGUCCAUCGGAGAUGCCACUCGUAGUCAGUUGGUGAAGUCUUUGCCUCGUGAUCUCUCAAAGUAUGACGGUUUUCAGGAAAUUUUGGAUACAGUUGCUUCGUAUUCUAAUCCAUCUGGCUUCAAUCAGGGAAUGUAUUCUUUACGUUGGAUGUACUGGAAAGAGCUGGAUCUUUACCACCCUCGUUGGAACUCAAGGGAAUUACAAGUUGCAGAAGAAAGAUACAUGCGCUAUUGUAAUGUCUCAUCAUUGACUACUCAGCUCCCUAGGUGGAAAGAGAUUCAUCCUCCUCUUAGGGGUUUAGCUAGAAUAGCCACUUGUGAAGUGGUUGUAAAAAUCGUCCGUGCUGUGUUAUUUUAUUCUGUUUUCUCAGCUAAAUUGACUGAAACACGUGCUCCUGAUAGUGUUCUUAUAAUGGCAUUGCAUCUGCUCUCGUUGGGUUUAGACAUUUGUCGGCAGUUGAGAAAACGUGGGGAAAUGCUAUUGUCCAGUGAUGAUUCUUUGCCCCUGCUUGCUUUUGCUGUUGAAGAGAUUUACGAGGGACUAAGUUAUAGUACUGGUGAACAGAGCCUGCUUUCACUUCUUGUAUUGCUGAUGAGAAUACACAAGAGAGAGAACUUGGACAAUUUUUCAGAAUCAGAUGGCUGUAAUAUUUCUUCUUUGAUUGAAAGUUUGCUGAAAAUUUUUGCUGAGUUAGAUUCUGGAUGCAUGGCAAAGUUGGAGCUACUUGCUCCUGAAGUCAUAAUUCAUCUGUCUCAACGAAGUCCUAAUAAUGAUGCAAAGUUUGUGGGGUCAGCUUCUGAUGGUGAGAAACGCAAGGAGAAAGCCCGAGAGAGGCAAGCUGCUAUUUUGGCAAAAAUGAAAGCUGAGCAAUCAAAAUUUCUGUCAAGUAUUAAUUCUACUGCGGAUGAUUCUUCAGAAUUAGAAGUUGAAGAAAGCAAAAAUGAUGAUGGACAGGAUAUAGAAGAGUCUGCCCAAGAUGUUUGUUCCCUUUGUCAUGAUCCCAAGUCCAAAAAUCCUGUGGCAUUCUUGAUUCUUCUUCAGAAAUCAAGGCUUUUGAGCUUAACUCAAGGAGGUACCCCAUCUUGGAAUCAAACUUUACUGUCAGACAAGGAACAAGUCUCUCAAACUAAGAAGAAAGGAAUUAAGCUGGCUGCAAUAAACUCGUAUUCAAGUGGUUUGGAAGAGAAUUCAUCUAAUGAAUUAUCACAUCUAGUUCAGAAUGCAGUCAAUGAAUUUGCUGAUUAUGCCCAACCUGGGGAAAUUAUAAAUUUCCUUGACUUUAUGAGAGCUCAGUUUCCAUCAUUGAGGAAUAUUCAAAUUCCUAGGCCAUUCAAGGAUGGAAACGAUAGAGCUGCAUGUACCUUUGAGACCUUAGAACAAGACUUGUAUAGUUCCAUUAGGAAAGAAAUGAACGAUAAUACAAUAGCUUCUAGUUGCAGACUUGACGAUAUGAAAUUUUCAGCAAAUGAAGGCUAUCUAGAAAGCAACAGGCGUGGUGGUAAUUCUGUAUUGCUUGGAAAAUAUAUAGCUGCCUUUUCAAGAGAGAUAACAGAGCAUCCCUCAUCUUCUGACAAUUCCCUUGAUGAUAUUAUAAGCAUAGAACCUACACUGCAGGUUUCUACAUAUGAAAACUUUGGGCCAACUGAUUGUGAUGGGGUUUACCUAUGUUCCUGUGGACAUGCUGUACAUCAGGGAUGCCUUGAUCGAUAUUUAUCUUCAUUGAAGGAAAGGUAUUCUAGAAGACUUGUUUUUGAAGGAGGGCAUAUUGUUGACCCAGAUCAGGGUGAAUUUCUCUGCCCUGUAUGUCGUAGACUGGUCAAUUCUGUCUUGCCAUCAUUGCCUGGUGAUUUUCAGAAGGUUUGGAAGGAGCCCAUGAUUUCAAAAGUUAGUUCAGAAGAUUCUGUUGGAAAUAUAGCUGCAUUAAGUGAUGGAAGUAAUUCUCUUCGGUUGCCACAAGCAUUGUCUCUCUUGCAAUCUGCUGCAAACAUGGUUGAGAAAGGGGACAUCUGGAAAACCUUUCCUCUGCACAGAAAUGAAAGAGAGAAGCAAAAUCUCGUUUCAGUAUCUCGUGUGCUCUUUAAAAUGUAUUAUCCAACUAAGCCGGAUAAAUUCUCAAGAUCCACCAGGGCAAAUCUUUUCAUGAUUAUGUGGGACACACUUAAAUAUUCCCUUAGCUCUAUGGAGAUUGCUGCACGCAGUAACAGGACUAAUUUGGGUCCAAAUUAUAGUGAUGGUGCAUUGAACAGGGAACUUAGAUCUUCAAGUGGAUUUGUGCUAUCACUGUUGCUAAAGAUCGUGCAUAGUUUGAGAAGUAAGAGUUCUCUUCACGUGCUUCAGAGAUUUAGGGGCAUUCAGCUGUUAGCAAGGUCUAUUUGUUCAGGAGAAUCCACAGAACAUCCGAGUAGCCCUAGUGGACGUGAAGGUGAUCUAUCGACCAUCUUGAGAAAGGUUGAGAAAGAAGUACCAUCUCCUGACAUACAGUUUUGGAACCAAGCAGCUGAUCCUAUCCUUAUUCAUGAUGCUUUCUCAUCAUUGAUGUGGGUUAUCUUUUGUCUACCUGGCCCUUUUUUGUCAUGUGAGGAAUCUUUGUUGUCUCUUGUGCGUAUCUUCUACAUUGUCUCCAUAGUCCAGGCUAUCCUUUCUUCUUUUAACUCACAUCAAAGCAUUAAUAGGGAAACAAGCUUCCAUGAUUGCCUAAUUACUGACAUUUCUAAAGUCUUGGAAGAAUCUGGAUGGAUCCAGCAGUAUUUUGUUUCAAAGUGUAUUAAUCCUAAUUGUGAUACUAUGGAUUUAAUUCGAAGAAUGAGCUUACCUUACUUGAGGAGAUGUGCAUUACUUUGGAAAUUAUUAAGCACUUCUGUCUCAGAACCAUUCUGCAGUAGGGAUGAUGAGAUGAAUGCAUCAUCUGUUCCCCUUAAUGCCUCAGAGGACGCCAUGGAUGCUCAUAUACUUGAGCUCAAAGAAGUUCAGAAUCUAGAAAUGUUUUUCAAGAUUCCACCACUGGAUGAUGUUGUCAAGGAUCAAGCAGUACGAUCUAUAGCUAUGAAAUGGUUACACCACUUUGAGAAGGAAUAUAAAGUUUUUAGAUCUACGCAUGUUUUGUAUUCUACUCCUGCAGUUCCAUUCAGAUUGAUGCAGCUUCCUCAUGUAUAUCAGGAUCUGAUUGAGAGGUACAUAAAACAACGCUGUAUUGGUUGCAAGGCUGUUUUUGAAGAGCCUGCUCUGUGUCUGUUGUGUGGUAGAUUAUGCUCCCCACGCUGGAAACCAUGCUGCAGGGAAAGUGCAUGUCAAACUCAUGCUAUGGGGUGCGGUGCUGGCAUUGGUGUUUAUUUGUCGAUCAAGAGAACUACAAUUCUGCUACAAAGAUGUGCUCGUCAGGCUCCAUGGCCAUCUCCCUACUUGGAUGCAUUUGGUGAAGAGGAUAUUGAGAUGCACAGAGGAAAGCCUCUGUAUCUGAAUGAGGAGCGUUAUGCUGCUUUGACAUACAUGGUUGCUUCUCAUGGUCUUGAUCGCAGCUCUAAAGUUCUUGGACAAACUACUCUUGGCUCUUUUUUCAUUGUGUAGCUUGGAAAUUCUUGGGUAUAUACCUUCUGAUCCAAUCUGUGUUAAAGAAAUUCACAUAGUUGCCAAGAUAGCCAAAUUGUCCAUGCCUGCGGAAGAGCCAAACUAGUUCAGAAUCUUAGAGACUUAGACCGAGGGUAUUGUUAAUGUUGAAAAAACUGUACGUACAGAAAUUUUGCAGGUGGUUUGGCUCAUCCUCUCUACGAGUUAGAGGAGUCGUAUCCUUGGCUCGGAUUUUCCAUGCUUCUGUAUACAGUCAUAGUGCAUUAAAAGGCGCUUCAGUCAUUUUUACCUGAUAGCAGUUUCUCACCUCAAUUGUGAUGUCGGUAGAUGGUGAGCUCUACUUGACUUGUAUAGCUAUAUCAUAUAUGUUAAAAUAUGCGGAAAGAAUAGCUGAUAGUGCAGUCUUAUCGUCUCCUUUAAAUUUCAUUUUUUCCUUUCAAAUGUUUCUCCUUUUGUUAAUGAUACUCGGGCGGCUGGUUUCUUUUGCUGGUGGUGAUAGGGUGGAUAAUCGGUAAUCUGUAAUGUAAAUGCUGUAUAUAGUAGCUGUUAUGAUUCUUCAUGUCUCUGUCUUUGAAUGUCUUCCCAUUUAUUUUUAGCUCCUUUUUGGGGACGUUAAUCCGGCUUAAAGUUUGAGCUGUUGUCUUA
Molecule: messenger RNA, 7302 nt
Organism: Mercurialis annua (annual mercury)
Lineage: Eukaryota; Viridiplantae; Streptophyta; Magnoliopsida; Malpighiales; Euphorbiaceae
Product: E3 ubiquitin-protein ligase PRT6
Exons: 19
Coding region: 412-6657 (2081 amino acids)
Biological process (GO): ubiquitin-dependent protein catabolic process via the N-end rule pathway; protein ubiquitination
Cellular component (GO): ubiquitin ligase complex; cytoplasm
Molecular function (GO): zinc ion binding; ubiquitin protein ligase activity
Source: RefSeq, a predicted model, not a curated record